Molecule: messenger RNA, 1289 nt
Organism: Spirometra erinaceieuropaei
Lineage: Eukaryota; Metazoa; Platyhelminthes; Cestoda; Diphyllobothriidea; Diphyllobothriidae
Source: the annotation of a GenBank genome assembly
AUGCCGACCACGAAAGCCGUUGUCAAGCAGGCAGACAUGUUGGAGGAGAUGCAGCAAGAGGCCGUGAACCAUGCCUACGAGGCUCUUCGAUGCGAAGGCCAGUACAUGGAUAUUGCAAAGCAUGUUAGGUGCCACUUCGAUCGCAUAUAUGGUCCUUCCUGGAGUUGCGUUGUCGGCAAGGACUUUGGAACGUGAGCAGUGUUUUUAUUAGUCGGUUUCUUAGCAUUACUUUUAUUGUCUGUACAUGAAGUGAUACAAAUAGUUGAUAAAAUCGGCGCUUCAGUAGUUUGCCACGGGAAUGUGAAAGUAAAAUCACUUGGCCAUCUAGGAAAACGGAAUGAGCUGGAAGGUUCGUAUACAGGGAAAGCAGGUCACGACCAUAAUGCUCGCUAGAUGACUAUUGACUCUGACUUCUAGCAGAACGUCUUUCUAAACAACCAAACUGACUUUACUAAUCAAACUGCCUAAAUUCGUAUGCCAUAAACGCAUAUAGCUCUUUUGCAUAAUUUAUAUUAUCUCGAACUUGCGGGUUUGAUCCUAUGAGGAAAACGAUAAUGACGUUAUUGAAAAGUGCCCUGAAUAAAUUAAAUCUAGCUUCAACCCCGUAAAAAUUUUACAUCGUUGCUUUUCACAAGAAGAAAAUAUUUGAUUCACCAGUGUCAUUUUGGUAUUUCGUCAGGUUCAUCCAGCGUUACCUACAGGAAUAUGCUUGGGUAAUUAUGGACAAACACAAAUAUAUGGUAAAACAUAGGGAGACAUUUUGGACUGAAUUAGAAGAUAAAAAAUGUCCUCUGCCAAUUAGGCUAGUUUAUAACUCACGAGAGCGCAUAUAUGGUGAAGGACUGUACACUCAAUCAGCGCUAUUCUAUGUAAUUGCAUCUUUAUCUUAUUUAAAAGUACAGGUGAUGAUUCUGCGACCGUAAAAGCGUUAAAUUUUAAUAAGUGUGCCUGAAUGGGUAAAAUCGAUUUUUAUAGGCCUUUGUGGCUGUUUUACAAUAUUUGCUGACCAAUAAAAUAUGAGUGAAAUAUCAAAAUGCAUUUAUUAGGCGCACAAGGAUUAUAAAUAGAUUAUUAGCAGUUCACAUAAGGCAAUUGUCGCCUUAACAAGAACAUGCAUAAAUAUCUCUCUUAUAUGCCCAUAACACUGUAUGCGUUAACAAAUAUGACUACACAUGUGGUGUUUAAUAACGUAUUUUCUUUGUUUAUUCAGAUCGUUUGCCUAUGAACGCAAGCACUUAAUUUCCUUCGAGAUGAAAGGCGUUACCUUCCUCCUUUUCCGGGGAGCAUAG